Molecule: messenger RNA, 3001 nt
Organism: Astyanax mexicanus (Mexican tetra)
Lineage: Eukaryota; Metazoa; Chordata; Actinopteri; Characiformes; Acestrorhamphidae
Gene: uvrag
Product: UV radiation resistance associated gene
Exons: 15
Coding region: 190-2403 (737 amino acids)
Biological process (GO): SNARE complex assembly
Cellular component (GO): lytic vacuole; endosome
Molecular function (GO): SNARE binding
Source: RefSeq, a predicted model, not a curated record
CUGACCAGGCGAGCUGGGUUAAUAAUGGCUACCUAAGCGGACUCUCACUUUGUUUAUAUCGGCGCGUCCGGAGCCGCUGAACGCGCUUUAUAUUUGAAUCAGACCGCGUUUCCAUUUUAAUGUACUUUGCAUCGAUUUAUACGGAUUUAUGAACCGGAGCCCUGCGGAGGGGAUGAGCUAAGCCGCUGAAUGAGAGGAAAGGGCCCUUAUGGUGCCGAUUUAACGAUGAACUCUGUCUGGGAUCUUGCGGUCUCCUCCGCUUCGGCCAGCGGCAGCACCAGCAGCCCGGCAGCGGCCGCUUCCUCCCGGGCUCUGCAUGUGGAGCUCACCUCGCAGCAGAGGCGGUUACGUCAUUUGCGAAGCAUCGCAGCAAGGAACAUUGUGAACAGAAAUGAUUCCCCCCUUUUGGACACCUACUUCACCCUGCACUUGUGUGUGGGUGACCGCAUAUCUAGAGACUUUUACAAGAGUGAAGUCAUCAGAGACUCUUUGAACCCGACCUGGCGGAGUUUGGACUUUGCGAUGCUGCCAGACCUGCUGGACACGUCAGUGUCGUGUUUUGUGGUGCGAAUUUGGGGCGGCAGAGAGGAACACUACCAGCUACUCAUUGAGUGGAAGGUCAACCUAGAUGGCCUGCGAUAUACAGGACAACAGAUUCGUUCCAGGAAUCCGAAUGAGAUCAUAUUCGGGCUGAAUGAUGGUUACUAUGCAGCUGAUUUUGAUCAAAAGGAGAACUCUGAGAAAAAGAAGAACAGUUUGCUUCAGGUGGAUCAGAGCUCAGUCCGGAACUCCUACAGCGUCUUCUCACUCCUCAGGCUGCAUACGGCUCAGCGGGCGAUCAAACAGACGCAAGUCACUGUUCAGAGGAUCGGAAAAGAGAUCGAGGAGAAGCUGAGGACGACUGCAGCCUGCACAGAGCGGAAGAAAGAGCGUGAGUGUAUGCAGCUGCGGAUUGGAGUGUUGCGCAGUGAGCUGGAGAGACAGCGGAAAGCGCUAAUGCGAGAGAUGGACACACUGCAGAAAGAGCAAGUGCAGCUUCAGAAGAAAGAAGAGGCAUUCUCCACUAGUCAUCAAAAGCUGGAUGCUGAGCGAGAGACUCUGUUGGACCUUCAUAAGGAGUGUGCUGCUAAAAGAGAGCUGUUCCUAAAGUCAAAUGCCCAGCUCACCUUCCGAUGUCGCCAGCUUCUCUCUGAGCUCUCUUACAUCUACCCCAUUGAUGUGAAUAAUCAAUCGGACUAUGUGAUCUGUGGAGUGAAGCUUCCCAACUCUGAAGAUUUUCAGGCAAAGGAUGAUGGGAGCGUGGCGGUUGCCCUCGGUUACACGGCUCACCUGGUGCUGAUGAUCUCCAGCUUCCUACAGAUCCCCCUCAGGUAUCCCCUCGUCCACAGGGGCUCACGCUCCACCGUCCGAGACACCAUCACCGACAAGCUGAGUGAGAAGGAGAGAGAGUUCCCUCUGUACCCUCGAGGUGAGCGCUUUCACUUUGAGUAUGGCGUCUACCUGCUCAACAAAAACAUCGCUCAGCUUCGGUACCAGCAUGGCCUCUCCACACCGGACCUGCGGCAGACUCUGCCUAACCUGAAGAACUUUCUGGAACAUGGUCUGAUGGUUAGAUGUGAUCGCCACGUCUCCAGCUCCAUCCCAGUUCCUGUGAAGUCCCACUUGAGUGUUUCCGCUGCCUCAGAUAUCGCUUUCAUGGCCUCUCCCGAAAGAGGAACUCGCAAAAGAGCGAGUUCAGAGGCAGAUAAGCAGAAAUAUAAAGAAAUGCAGACGCCUCCACCCAGCUAUCGCACCGCCACAGGCCAGCGUGACCCAACAGUCCUGCCAGAAGAUCCUGCUGACCCUUCUGUCCUCAUGAGCUCCUCUCUGGAUGCUAGCAUUGACUUAGCCAAGACCCUCGAUGCUGACGGACAGAUGAAGGAGGAUGAAGCAGCUGGGCAGCUGAACGAAGCGGCUGAGGUAGACGAAGAAGUUGAGAAAGAUUUAGAAAAGCCAGAAGAAGAAACCAUAGCUCCUGGUCCUCCAGAUGUCCUCCCUGCUGGAUGCUCUUUGGAAGAAGCCCCAGCUAGUCAGCUUCCAGGCACCAUGAACGGAUCAGCCGUGCCUGGAAAUGGGGUGAAUGUGGGGAUUGCCGCUGUAGAGCAAGCGGAGGAAAUCAUGGGCACUGAAGCCACAGGUUUAGGCCUCGGGCUGGGGUUGGGGUUGGGACUGGGACUGAGUGGCAGCGCCAGGUUGGAGGAUUUUCCGUGCAUUCCUGUCGAGCACGCUGUUGCUGUGGAAAGCGAUGAUCAGGUUCUAGGAGAGUUAGACGCCGCUGGAUUUGAGGAAUUCUCCAGACGUAUCUAUGCACUAAAUGAGAACAUGUCCAGCUUCCGACGGCCAAGGAAAAACUCGGACAAAUGACCGAAACGUGGGCACAGGACUCGACAGGUCAAAGGAACACUAGUUUUCAGCUGAAUUUCUGUGUUAUGUUUUGCAUUGGUAGCGUACAGUUGUUUACCACUACCAGGUAUUUCGACAGGUUUCCCUGAAAUUAAAAAGAACUGCCCAAAAAAAUAGAUUCAAUUCAACUCAUGUAUUGUAGAAUUGAGUGGCCAAUUCCUAAAUCAUGGCAGUUAAUGUUUAAAUUAAAGCCUAAAGUAAAUUUCUGAACUUUCAAAGAUGGGCUGGUCUUGGACCCACAUCUAAGCGUUUAAUUUCUCUCAAAGUUCAGGAGAAUUUGAUCAUCAUUUUGAUAGUCAGUGAUAAUCAGCCCUACGCUACCAAUGCGACAUAUAGGCAUCCAGCUGCAAAACGUUGGCGUGUCCUUCAGAAACCUACAGACAGGCCUAAUCUUCAUGAGGCCACGCCCUGACUGCAUUGAACAUAGACAUUACAUAAAGAGAUAUAUUAUUAUUGAUAAUAAUAAUAGGAAAUAUCUGGAUUAUUGACCAAUUUGCACUUCCUGAAGCAUUUCUAUAAUCCUUUCAAACUAAAUAAAAGCGAAUGUUUGUGGUUGAAA